Ceratotherium simum simum (southern white rhinoceros) is the source of this 966-nucleotide messenger RNA. Its product is annotated as olfactory receptor 52N4-like. Gene Ontology annotation, cellular component: plasma membrane. Gene Ontology annotation, biological process: G protein-coupled receptor signaling pathway. The record is from RefSeq and is a predicted model, not a curated record. Gene Ontology annotation, molecular function: olfactory receptor activity; G protein-coupled receptor activity. Lineage: Eukaryota; Metazoa; Chordata; Mammalia; Perissodactyla; Rhinocerotidae.
AUGCUAAUGCUAAACAAAACAGACCUGACCCCAGCCUCAUUCAUUCUUAAUGGAGUUCCAGGACUGGAGGACAUGCAUCUAUGGAUUUCUUUCCCAUUUUGCACCAUGUAUGCUGUGGCUAUGGUAGGCAAUUGCGGACUUCUCUACCUCAUCAGCUAUGAGGACUCACUGCAUAGGUCCAUGUACUACUUCUUGGCUAUGCUUUCCCUUACUGACCUUGUCAUGUGCACUACUACAAUACCCAAAGCCCUCUGCAUCUUCUGGUUCCAUCUUAAGGAAAUCAGCUUUGAUGAAUGCCUGGUCCAGAUGUUCUUCAUCUAUACCUCAACAGGGAUGGAAUCUGGAGUGCUCAUGCUUAUGGCCCUGGAUCGUUACGUGGCCAUCUGCUACCCUCUGCAUUACUCAACUAUCCUCACCAAUCUUGUUAUUGCAAAGCUUGGGCUUGCCACUUUUCUGAGAGUGGUAUUUCUCAUCAUUCCCUUGAUUUUCAUCAUCAGGCAACUGCCCUAUUGCAGAGACAAUAUAAUACACCAUACCUACUGUGACCACAUGUCUGUAGCUAAGUUAUCCUGUGGAAAUAUCAACGUUAAUGUUAUCUACGGUCUGGUGAUUGCCCUUCUGAUUGGAGGCUUUGACAUUCUGUGCAUCACAAUCUCCUACACCAUGAUCCUCCGGGCAGUGGUCAGCCUCUCCUCAGCAGAUGCUCAGCAGAAGGCCUUCAGCACCUGCACUGCCCACAUCUGUGCCAUUAUUUUCUCUUACAGUCCAGCUUUCUUUUGUAUCUUUUCCCACCGCUUUGGGGGUCACAUGAUUCCUCCAUCUUGCCACAUCAUUGUGGCCAAUAUUUAUCUGCUCUUGCCUCCCACCAUGAACCCUAUUGUCUACGGGGUGAAAACCAAGCAGAUACGAGAUUGUGUCAUAAGGAUCCUUUCAGGUUCUAAGAACAUCAAAUCCCACAGCAUAUGA